This is a messenger RNA of Corylus avellana, 1448 nucleotides long. It is a transcript of the gene FAF3, whose product is annotated as FANTASTIC four-like protein (DUF3049). The record is from RefSeq and is a predicted model, not a curated record. Lineage: Eukaryota; Viridiplantae; Streptophyta; Magnoliopsida; Fagales; Betulaceae.
UAUUCAACAUCUUCCAUCUCCCUAGCUUUCUCCAUCUCUCUGCCUACAAUACGUGAGAGUCUUUCAUUGAAUCCAAAAGCCCAACUCCUCCUCCGUCUUUGUUCUGCCUCUCCUUAUAAAACAAAGAGCCUUUUUUUUUUUCCCUUUGUAAUUUAGCACACCAACUCCUCUGUUCUUCCUCUGCCUCCCCCAUUAAGCAGAGGAGAUAAAUUAUAUUGUUAUGGCAACGAUUGUGUGCCAAGGUUUGCAGUCAUGUCUAGACUCCCAUCUUGCCGAGCCAACAUCAGUGAGGCUCAAGCUCUCUUCACCAAGACCACAAUUCCCUCAACCACAUGAAUUAGCCUUAAAAUCUUGCCUUUUGGAUUCCAACGCCAAAGAAGAUGAAGACGCUUGCCACAUUCAGGAGACUUGCAACAAGUCCUAUAAUCAUGGCUCCUCAAAUCCUGACAUGGGUGGCUGGAGUUUCCUCCAAGCUAUCUCCGUAGACGCAAUGGAGAAAGAAAACGCCUAUGUGCAUCCUCUUGUGAAGCGUUCUUCAGCCAUGCUCAGCGAGAAAAGCUUGGAAUUGUGCACUGAAAAUUUGGGCAACGAGACGGGCACCGACAUCAACGAAGGCAGCAUUUUCUCAUUGCCUUCAUCGGACUUCAAGGGCGGGAAUUCUCCGACAAGGGAACAAGCCAAACCGCGCCAACUUUUUGGAGCUAAGAAAGCGAAUCCUCAUAAAUUUCCACCUCCCUUGACAACGAUAAGCGGGUCGGAUUCUCUUCGAGUUAGGCCCCACCGUGAAGGGGGGCGGCUAAUAAUCAAGGCUGUCAAGGCCCCAGCAACAAACAGUUACUUCCAAGCUGAAAGAAGCCAUGGCCGCCUUCGAAUAUGCUUUUUCAAAAACUGGGUCGACUCGGAAGAACUGGCUGAGAAUGAAGAAAAUGAAGCAAGCGAUGAAGAAGAAGAAGAAGAAGCCUUUGAAAAUGACACCUAUGAAGAAAAGCCACAAGAAGAGGAAGACGAAGAGGAAGAAGAAGAAGAAGAAGAAGAAGGCCUAGAUGAUGAUGGAGAGAGUGAUGUUUACUUGGGUCAAGAGAUGAUGGAUGGUAAUUAUGUGAAUUAUGAUGAGGCCGAAAUGGGAAUUAUGGAAAAGUUUGAGAGGCCAACAAGGUGCAAAGAAGGUGAUCAGCAUGAGAAAAAGAGAUUGUUAGAUUGCAAGCCCUUGUGGGUGGCUACUUAAUUAACUCCUUAAGCUUUAUUUUGGAUCUCUAUGUAACUAUAUUCCACAAUUUUUGUGUUUUGUCCCCCCCUUCUCUUCCAUGGAUCCCCUAUUUCCUUCAAACAUGCUUGUGGUAGGUAGUUAUUAUCGUUACAUGGAGGGACACUCAAAUAGUCAAUCUUAUUUAUAUUAUGUAUGAGCAGCAACAUUAGCAAGUAAUUAAGAACUGACCAUUUUGAGCCAA